Molecule: messenger RNA, 342 nt
Organism: Meloidogyne enterolobii
Lineage: Eukaryota; Metazoa; Nematoda; Chromadorea; Rhabditida; Meloidogynidae
Source: the annotation of a GenBank genome assembly
AUGAAAAAAAUUUAUUCCUCUUUCAAAAACAAAAAUAAAACAAAAUUCGUACAACCACAAGUUCAAGCAGUUCAAAAAAACAAAUCGGCAUUAGACCAAUUUUGUGAUUUUACCUCUCUCGUCGGUUUUCGACUUUUACAUUCAAAGCAUUUUUUGUGGUUAAGAAUUCUCUCAGCUAUUUUAAUGGUUAUUUCAACUGGGUUAAUAUUGCUUCAAACAAGUUAUUUUUGGAAGAAAUAUGUCGAAUCUAAGGGACAGAGAAUUGCUACGGUUAAGGAGUCUGAAAAUCGGGAAUUGCUACAACCUCGAUUUCUUGUCUGUUUUAGCCAUCAAACAAUGUGA